UUUCCUUCCACUUAUGAUGUAUGGAACAACUUAAUAAAUAUAUCACAGAGUUCCAUUGAGAUAGCCUCAUUAUACUGGUCCUUAAGAGGAUCCGAUAUUUACCCCCAUCCAUCAGCUAAUGAGGGAGAAGACAUUUUCAACAAACUGAUGGAUGCUGCAGGGGAUAGAAACAUAAAAUUGAGAAUUGCUCAGAACUCCCCAUCUAGAGAUAUGCCUGGCAGAGAUACUGAGGAGCUACAGAAGAAAGGUUUUGCAGAGGUCUGAUG
Messenger RNA from Frankliniella occidentalis (western flower thrips), 266 nucleotides. Its product is annotated as phospholipase D Y-like. The transcript is spliced from 2 exons. NCBI's taxonomy places the organism in Eukaryota, Metazoa, Arthropoda, Insecta, Thysanoptera, Thripidae. The record is from RefSeq and is a predicted model, not a curated record. The annotation marks the transcript as partial.